GGCGGUGCCGGCUCCGUGAUGCGGCUCGGCGUCGCCGCGCUGCCGCGGGAUCGCUCCUUCCGCUGCCUCCCCGCUCGGGACGAGCGCUGGGCAGCGCCGCCGCCGCGGGCCGGGGCCAUGUUGGGCGGCGGGGCCAGGGCGGCCAAGCCGUCCUUCGUGUCCUACAUCAGCCCGGAGGAAAUACACAUAAAGGAACCCAUAGAAAAGGAAGUAAAUCCUCGCUUAUUACCAGGUGAACUGCUGCUUUGUGAAGCCAGCACAGUGUACAAGUAUGUGCAAGAAGAUGGGUCAAAUCGUGGCACUUAUGGGAAACUCGUGUGCACAAACUUUAAGAUUUCUUUUCUUGAUGAUGAUUCUGCUUCAGAUGAUAAUGAGCCACAAUUUAAGAAUAAGAUUGUAGGAGAAAAUGACAUAACUCUGCAAUGUGUAGAUCAAAUAUAUGGAGUUUAUGAUGAGAAAAAGAAACUUCUAACAGGACAGUUAAGAAAAUACCCAGAUAAGUUAAUUAUCUACUGUAAAGACCUUAGAGUAUUUAACUUCUGCCUGAGAUACACAAAAGAAGAGGAAGUGAAAAGAAUCGUCAGUGGUAUAGUUCAUCAUAGCCAGACUCCUAAGCUGCUUAAACGUUUGUUUCUCUUCUCUUAUGCAUCAGCUGCUCCAGACAACACAGAUGGGAGAAACCAAACUGUGAUGUUUGAGACCCUGGAGGACUGGCGUGAUGAGUUGGAGCGGACCAAAGGGAAUGUGAAAUACAAAGCAGUGACAACCAACGAAGGCUACAGAGUCUCUGAAAAGCUGCCUUUGUAUUUUGUUGUUCCCAUAUGCAUUUCUGAAGAGAGUAUCUUGAAGUAUGAAGGCAGAGGCAUUCCUAUUUGGUGUUGGUCUUGCCAUAACGGCGCUGCUCUUCUCAAAAUGUCCUCAUUUCCCAAAGAACAGGAUGACAGCACUUCACAAAUGCAAAAAGCCUUCUUGGAUGGAAUCUAUAAGACAAUUAGCAAACCUCCCUAUGAGCUCCUGAAGAUGGAUGACUUGUCAAGCAGCCUUCCAUCUCUGCAAGAUAUCCAGACUGCAUACACAAGAUUUAAACAGCUGUUUUUGAUAGAUAACAGUACAGACUUCUGGGCAACUGAUGUGAAAUGGUUUUCAUUACUGGAGAGCACAAACUGGCUAGAAAUAAUCAGGUUCUCUUUUCUUCUCUCAGCAGUCCACAGUGAGAGAGUCUUGAAGAAAGCCAUAGAGGUUGCUGAGUGCCUGGAAAUACAGCAUACAAAUGUUCUCCUCAUAGAGGAGAGUGCUACUGAUCUGUGCUGUGUAAUCUCGAGUCUGGUUCAAGUGAUGAUGGAUUCUUACAGCAGAACAAAGUCAGGGUUUCAGAGCCUUAUUCAGAAGGAGUGGGUGAUUGGAGGACAUGGCUUUUUGGAUCGCUGUAACCACUUACACAAAAGUGAGAAAGAGGAGGCUCCUGUUUUUCUGCUCCUGCUAAAUUGUGUUUGGCAGCUGGUACAACAGUAUCCUCCAGCAUUUGAGUUCACAGAAACUUACUUAACUGUCUUGUCAGACAGCCUCUAUGUGCCUAUUUUUAGCACUUUCUUCUUCAACUCUCAACAUCAGAGAGACACUAGUAAGAGUGGGGAAAGCCUCAAGACACAAAGUGGUCCUUUCAGAUUCCUUACUGUGUGGGACUGGUCUGUGCAGUUUGAUCCCAAGGCCCUGGCUUUCCUGAACAACCCUCUUUAUGCAGAGAAACCAAAACCAGAUAGAAGUCAACGGAAGACUGCACGGUUCAAACAUCAACGGCAGCUUUCUUUGCCACUGACGCAGGCAAAGCCUUCCACGAAGAGAGGAUUUUUCAGGGAGGAAACAGAUCAUUUAAUUAAAAACAUUCUGGGUAAAAGAAUUGGCAAGUUCAUAAAUUCUUCAGAUGAGCCCCCUAAUAGCUUAAGGGAGUUUUAUGAUAGCUGGCAUAGCAAGCCUGUUGACUACCACGGUCUCCUGCUGCCGCGCAUCGACGGCCCCGAAAUCAAAGUCUGGGCACAGCGUUACCUACGAUGGAUUCCCGAGGCCCAGCUUCAUGGUGGGGGAACAAUAGCUACAGCUGCCAAGAUUUUGGACUUGAUGGAGGAAGUGCAAAGCCUGCAGGUGAAAAUGGAUGAAGAACACAGUCAGGCUGUUUCUGGAGACGUACAUUCUGUUCCCAUGCUGCGAAAUUCUGCCCGUUUGUCAUCCUUGUUUCCAUUUGCUCUCCUGCAGAGACAGUCUGUCAAACCAGCUUUACCCACUAGCACCUGGAAAGACUUGGAAGAUGAAGACGACUUGGUCAAGAGGGAUGAUGAAUUUGUAGAUCUAAGUGGGGAUAUGUUAUAACAUAUAUAUAGAUUACAGUAUGGAUUGUAUGUGGCUAAGCACUGAGUUUUAAAUGUUGUGCUGUAUCUUCAUGUAAGGAACUUGAGCAUCUGCAAACUGUUUAAUGGGUUUGUGGGGUUAAAAAUCCUUGAUUGGAAAGAACUACUUGGUGUAAUUAACUGAGCAUGUUUUGAACUUCCAUUUCACUCUAACGAUAUUUAUUGCAGAACCAUAUUUUUAGCAUAGGUGUAAAAAAAUGGGAGUCUUGGCUGUAGUAACAAUAUGGCCACUCUGUUAAAAAAAAAGAAAAAGAAAAACAGCAAAAGAAUACUUUCUGCUGUAAAGGUAGAAUGAUAAAUGCAUAUGGCAACAAUCAUGCUAUCUUAACAGAACAUCUCUUUCCCCUUAGGCUAAGAGUACUGGGAAUACUGUGAUUUGCAAAUUCCCCCACAUACAAACAGUGAAAGAUGCAAGUAACUGUGCACUCACAAGUCAGCUUUUGACAGCUGAGGAAUACUCUUGUGGUCUCCAGGGGGAUUCUGUCUGCUCUUGGAUCAACAGAAGUCAUGUGCUUGCCCCUUCCCCUUUGUCACUGUUGGUCUGUGUGGUGGCAUGGUCACAGGUUGGCUGCUCUCAGCCUGUGCAUGCACUUAGCUCAAGGGUCAGAUGCAAGAGCUUAAUGACACAUUUCAAGUCUUAAUGUAUGGCUGCUGUGCUACAUGCCCUUGCUGCCUUGGAAUUUUAUGUUUGCUCUUAAUUUUAACAAAUUGAGAUUUCAAUUUGCCAUGAGUAUUUUUUCUCCUUUUAAGUAGAGGGAGACUUUCAUUGGAACUUUCCCCCACUGAUGCCAGUUGCCUUUAAGGCUUUCUGUAGCUUGCACUGAGACUCUCCACAUAGCAGGGAAGACUCUUUUCCUGUAGUCCUGCAGGGAAGCAGGAUUUGCAGUCUGUUACCACUUGCCAUGAGUUGGUGGUACAGCUUAUGAAUGUGGUGUUUAUAGAACACUCGUGUCCUGUUGCUGGAUGUUAUAACAGUACCUCAGUGAAAGAAGCCAUAAAGAAAUGCCUGUUGACUUGGAUCUACUGUGUGUAUGUUUAUACAAAUUUUUACUGCAAAUAGUUAUCCUUUUUAAAGCUGAAUAUUAUUUGACUGUCAGAUCUGUUUUUAACUCUUAAAUUCCACAAUACCCCAAGAAUGGAUUCAAGUUGUAAAAUCAGUUACACUGAGAGGUUACACAUUGAAUAUUUUUUCUGUUCUCAUAACAAUUUAGAAAUCCAUGCUGGAAAACUUAGCUGGUGGAUAAACUGUUGCUUAAAUUUGAUCAGCUCGGUGAAACUUGGGGAUAUUAAACUUUUGUUACUGACUUAUCACUUCAUACUGAGUUGUAUUAAUAUAUAGCAACAAUUCAUCAGCAGCCCUCUAAAAACAAAUUCUUAUAACUGGGAAAGGGGAGAGCUUGAUGCAGCUAUGCCAAACUGAAGCUUUCCAGCUCUUAAUUGCCUUAAAGUCUUAGUGCGAGGACAAUACUUGAGUUUGUAGUGUUUUAUUUAAAAAUACAGUAGUACUUAUGCUUUCUUCUGUGAUAUUUACAGCUAGCACUUGCUAGAAUGGGUUGUACAGCACAUUUCCUUCAGGCUUAAUUGUAAUUCAUGUGACUCAUGUAUGCAAUAAUACUUUGCAUGUUGAAUGAGCAGUGUAUUAUUACAGUGAAGAAAUACUUGUCCUUCUAAGGUCAUUUGGGUUCAAGGGUGGAGUUUUUUAAACACUGCCAUAAAAAAAAAGAUUACAAUGAUUUUCUAUACUUUUGAUCAAACUGUUGUAAUGUUUCAGUCAUGAAGAUUACAUAUUUGUAUUAAAGAACAGAUGUUGGACAUCUUAUUUGUACAUAAGUUAUCAAAAAUAUAUAUAGAAGAGAAGUAUAUAUCUGGAAUUGAACAUGGGAACACUUCUAAUGUAGAGUAAAUACCAUUGUUGCUGGUUUUCUGCACUGAAGGAUUGGAAAUAUACUUCAUAUUUUUACUCCAGGCUUUUGUUUAUACCUCCAAGUUCUAACACUGAAUGCAAGCUAGCAGUUUUACAGGUUUUUGUCUUCUUUUUUCCUUCUUUUUUUAAAUACUGUUUCUUCUCUUCGGGCUGUUUGAAGAGUGUCAAUAAAAUAUACUUUGAAUUAUU
Messenger RNA from Passer montanus (Eurasian tree sparrow), 4515 nucleotides. It is a transcript of the gene MTMR12, whose product is annotated as myotubularin related protein 12. The transcript is spliced from 17 exons. The record is from RefSeq and is a predicted model, not a curated record. The coding region runs from base 19 to 2364 and encodes 781 amino acids. Lineage: Eukaryota; Metazoa; Chordata; Aves; Passeriformes; Passeridae.